AUUUUUAAUAUUACUUACGUUUUGUUCGUAAUUUGAUAUUUUAUUGGAUAGUUUCUUUGUUGUGCAUACCAUAUAAGCCAAACCAGUAUUAUGUCCAGUGCAUUCACAAGUUUGAUUGCGGUUGCAGCUUUAAAACCGACAAAAAGAUGGUGUGUGUUGAUCCUCUUUUCACGGGUCUUCUCCAAGAUUUGGCGCAUGGUGAAUAUCUGAUCAGUUGUGGAUUUUCCUGGUCUAAAGCCACACUUUAAUCUUUCACACAGUACGCUCGAUAGAACCUUACAUGCGAUAUUUAGGAGGCUUAUCCCAUGGUAAUUGGCACAGAUUGUGGGAUCUCCCUUUUUAUGGAUUCGCCAUCUCCUGGUGUUGUACUUUCACUGCCAUUCAGCAGGUCGGAGAAGUGUUCCCUCCAUAAUCCCAGUAUUCCCUGGACAUCGGUUACCAGAUUACCACCUUGGUCUCCGGCCUUGAAACCUUCGUUAAGUCGUUUCAUUUUUUCAUAAAAUUUUCGAGCAUUACCUCUAUCUGCCAGCUUCUCAAGCUCUUCAUACUCACGCAUUUCGGCCUCCUUCUUUUUUAUCUGCAAAUGCGUCUCGCUUCCCUUUUCAGCUCUCGGUUCUAUCCCAUCCCGCACGUGUUGUGGUCGUUUGCAACGUUGCGAGGUAGGCAGUCAGUUUUCUCUCCGCUGCGAUCUACCACAAUCUUCAUCGUGCCAGCUCGAUUUUUGUCGUUGCCGAAAUCCGAUUGUUUCGGCUGCGGCGGUACGCGAGGUACCACAGUUCCCUUAGGGUGCGUGCAGAGUGGCCGCUUGUUGCCGAGCCGAGCCGACUGACGCUUAUUGCAAGAACUUGUUCAUGCGAGAAACAAGUUUGAGUGUGCAUAGUAGAUGCGAGAAUCAGCGCUGAUAUUUUAUCUAUUAUUUGUGUUUUAUGUAUGUUUGUAUGCAUUUUAGUUUGUUGUUCAUUCGUGUUUGUGAAAUUAAAGUGAAAAGAUAUGGAUUCGUCAGAUGAUGAGUAUUUAGCUUCGGCUACUGUUUUAAAGUAUUUUAUCAACAAAAAAUCAUUUGGAAAACAUCCAAUAAAUGAUAAACGAAGUGAAUUUGGAGAAUUUCAUCACUUAUAUAGUGAUUUAAGAAAAUAUCCUGCCAAGUUUAAAGAAUAUACUCGAAUGAGUAUUGAAACUUUCGACUAUAUUCUCGAAAAGAUUGGUGAUAAAUUAAAAAAGAAGUGGAGUAAUUUUAUUAAAGUACCAAUAUGUCCAUGUGAACGCUUGAUAGUAACUCUCAGAUUUCUGGCAACUGGAGCAUCAUUUGCCUCACUAGCUUUUUCGUUUCGGCUAGGCAAAUCAACAGUAGGAGCUAUUGUUAAGGAGACAACACAAGUUCUAUGGGAUAAUAUGUUUACUAUACAUAUGCCGCAGCCAAACCAACAAUGUUUUCAAGAAAUUGCAGAGCAAUACUGGAAGCUAUGGAACUUCCCAAAUUGUAUUGGUGCUAUCGACGGGAAGCACAUACGAAUCAAGUGUCCAGGAAAUACUGGCUCCAUGUAUUAUAAUUAUAAACACUUUUUUUCUAUUGUAUUGCAAGGUAUUGCCGAUGCCAACUGCAAAUUUAUUGCGGUUGAAGUUGGUGGAUACGGAAAGCAAAGUGAGUGAUUUUGAAGUCUUCCAAAAUCUUUAAUCUUUUAAAAAGUGGAGAACUACCUGUACCAGGAAAUACAUAUCUGCCAAACAGUGAAGAAAUUGUGCCAUAUGUAUUUCUUGGGGAUGAGGCUUAUCCCCUUUUAGAAUGUUUGUUAAGGCCGUAUAGCCGAAAGGAGAUAACGGAAGACCAUGAAUAUUUUAAUGCCCGGCUUUCAAGAGCUAGAAAGUGCAUUGAAUGCGCCUUUGGGUUAUUAAGUGCAAGGUUCAGAAUAUUAUGGAAACCCAUUGAAACGGAUCCUUUGUUCGCUGAACUCCUUGUAAAAUGUAUAUGCCUUCUACACAACAUAAUUAUUGAUUUAGAGGGAUUAGAUGAAAAUUUAAAAGAAGUGCAAAAAGAAAAUUUGGAAAAAAUCAUAAAAGAAUUCAAUAAAACAAGUGUCAAAAAUGGUAGAUUAAUAAGAGAUAAAUUCUGUAAUUUCGUAUGCAUGAAUAAAAUAUAACAAAUUUCAAUGUAACUUACUUGGUAUUUUCAUUUCUGAAGCAACGGACAUCCAUAGCUUUUCCACUAAAACACGGUUAUGAUAACAUUUAUUUUUCUGAUCCCACAAAGCCGGCCGAAAAAAAACUUCACUUAUUAAUUGUUCUACAUUCAUUUUAAAUAAACCAAAACACACGACUGUACUGAAGAAAAGUUCAACAAGAAUGCCAUUAAAUGAUGAAUGACAGCAUAUGAUUUUCAUUUUAAUUUU
This is a messenger RNA of Zeugodacus cucurbitae (melon fly), 2387 nucleotides long. RefSeq lists its product as uncharacterized. The coding region runs from base 991 to 1650 and encodes 219 amino acids. Lineage: Eukaryota; Metazoa; Arthropoda; Insecta; Diptera; Tephritidae. The transcript is spliced from 2 exons. The record is from RefSeq and is a predicted model, not a curated record.